AUGGAGCAGGGCAGAGAGACCUUCUACUGUGACGAGGACACAUUUGGCAAUGUCUAUCAAAUGAUGACAACUCUGGGACGAGGAGCCUUUGCCAUAGUCAAACUGGCCUUUCACGUGUCCACUGUCAGCUACGUGGCUGUGAAGAUUCUGGCAAAUGUGAAGGGGAACUCUGCCCGGAACAACAAUGAGGUUGAUAUAAUGAGAUCCCUCGUUCAUCCGCACAUAAUCAAGUUCUUUCAGGAGGUGCAGACACGGGAGAUGACGUAUCUCAUAAUGGAUUACGCCUCAAAGGGGGACCUGUUGCGUCAGAUUCGCAAACCGGGAGGCUUACAGGAGUGCGAGGCUCGAAGGCUGUUUGCACAGGUAGUACAGGCAGUGAAGUACUGCCACGACAACUGUAUCGUCCACAGGGACAUUAAGCCAAAUAACAUCUUGAUCGACGCCUCUGGGAAUGCCAAGCUCUGUGAUUUUGGCCUGGCAGUCAGAGUUGUCCCUGGGACAAAACUAAAGACUUUCUGCGGCACUCUGGCCUACUGUGCCCCGGAACUCUUCGGAGUGGAGCCAUAUGAUGGUUACAUGAUGAGGACAUGGCAAAGCUGGGCAUGUUGCUGCAGGAUCGGGAAGGCUGAGAACCGCUGGGCAAGCAGUGAGGCCAGCUGA
This is a messenger RNA of Chionomys nivalis (European snow vole), 660 nucleotides long. Its product is annotated as sperm motility kinase X-like. The record is from RefSeq and is a predicted model, not a curated record. Gene Ontology annotation, molecular function: tau-protein kinase activity; protein serine/threonine kinase activity; ATP binding. Bases 1 to 660 code for a protein of 219 amino acids. Gene Ontology annotation, biological process: microtubule cytoskeleton organization; intracellular signal transduction; protein phosphorylation. Gene Ontology annotation, cellular component: cytoplasm. Lineage: Eukaryota; Metazoa; Chordata; Mammalia; Rodentia; Cricetidae. The transcript has a single exon.